Canis lupus familiaris (dog) is the source of this 1422-nucleotide messenger RNA. RefSeq names its product solute carrier family 24 member 5 (gene SLC24A5). Lineage: Eukaryota; Metazoa; Chordata; Mammalia; Carnivora; Canidae. Gene Ontology annotation, cellular component: membrane. Gene Ontology annotation, biological process: intracellular calcium ion homeostasis; calcium ion transmembrane transport; melanocyte differentiation. The coding region runs from base 1 to 1422 and encodes 473 amino acids. Gene Ontology annotation, molecular function: calcium, potassium:sodium antiporter activity; calcium channel activity. The record is from RefSeq and is a predicted model, not a curated record. The transcript is spliced from 8 exons.
AUGCAGGCGGAAGGGGGCCAGCGGUGGGCAAGAAGAGCUCUGCUCCUCGCCAUCCUCUGGGCUACUGCACACUUGCCUCCUCCAGGUGCCUCUCUGCUCCAGCGUGUCCCAAGCGCCACAGGAAAUAGCACCCAAUGUGUUAUUUCUCCAUCACUGGAAUUUCCUGAAGGGUUUUUCACAAAACAGGAGCGCACAGAUGGAGGCAUCGUGAUCUACUUCCUAAUUAUCCUUUACAUGUUCGUGGCCCUGUCUAUUGUCUGUGACGAGUACUUCCUACCUUCCCUGGAAAUCAUCAGUGAAAGUGUAUUUAUCACAAAGGGAGAUAUCGGCAUUAGUACCAUCCUUGGAUCUGCAAUGUAUAACCUCUUUGGCAUCUGUGCAGCUUGUGGCUUGUUAUCUAAUGUGGUCUCAACGCUAUCAUGUUGGCCCCUAUUCAGAGACUGUGCAGCAUAUGCAAUUAGUGUAGCUGCAGUUCUUGGCAUAAUAUUCGACAACCAAGUUUACUGGUAUGAAGGAACUUUACUGCUUUUGAUAUAUGGAUUAUAUGUUUUGGUGCUGUGUUUUGACAUUAAAAUUAACCAAUAUAUUAUAAAGAAAUUCAGUCCUUGCUGCACCUGUCUUGCUGAAGCUAUGGAGGAGAGAAGUGAACAACAGCCACUGAUGGGAUGGGAAGAUGAGGGUGAGCCAUUCAUCCGUCGGCAAUCAAGAACUGACAGUGGGAUAUUUUAUGAAGAGUCUGGCUACUCUCAGCUUCCUUUAAGUUUACAUGAUCUAAGUCAGGUUUCUGAAGAUCCACCAAGUGUUUUCAACAUGCCUGAAGCAGACUUAAAAAGAAUUUUUUGGGUACUAUCCCUUCCUAUUAUUACCUUACUUUUCCUAACCACACCAGAUUGUAGAAGAAAAUUUUGGAAAAAUUAUUUUAUGAUAACCUUUUUCAUGUCAGCACUGUGGAUAUCUGCAUUUACAUAUAUCUUGGUUUGGAUGGUCACAAUAACUGGGGAAACUUUAGAAAUUCCAGAUACAGUAAUGGGCCUUACUUUAUUAGCAGCAGGAACAAGCCUGCCAGACACAAUUACAAGUGUGCUGGUUGCAAGAAAAGGCAAAGGAGAUAUGGCUAUGUCUAACAUCGUGGGAUCCAACGUGUUUGAUAUGCUGUGCCUAGGUGUUCCAUGGUUUAUUAAAACUGCAUUUAUAAAUGCAUCAGCUCCUGUAGAAGUGAACAGCAGAGGACUAACUUACAUAACCAUCUCUCUCAACAUAUCAAUUAUUUUUCUUUUUUCAGCAGUUCACUUCAAUGGCUGGAAAUUAGAUAGAAAGUUAGGAGUAGUCUGUCUGUUAUUAUACCUGGGGAUUGCCACAUUAUCAGUUCUAUAUGAACUUGGAGUCCUUGGAAAUAAUAAAAUAAGAGGCUGUGGAGGGUAA